ACCUAGGGUGACCAUCUUGCACAUCCAUAAAUCACAAGGAGGUAUUUCAACUGCUCCGACUGGUGUGUGGACCAAACAUUAUUCAUCUGCCUCCAAACUGCCCAGUGCUUUGCUUCCACUCCUGUCCCCAUUCCUGAAGGAACUUCUUGGGCUCAGAGAUGACAUUCCUUUAGACUUCCAGAAACUGGAGAAGGAAAUGGACUCAGUGGUCAUUGAGGAUGUGGCCGUGGUCUUUACCCAGGAAGAGUGGGCUUUCCUGGAUAUUGCUCAGAGGAAGCUCUACAGAGACGUGAUGAUGGAAACCUUCAGAAACCUGGCCUCAGUAGUCUCUCAAAAUCCUAAGGAUGGAGAAAAGUUAUCCAGUGAACAUGUAAUGGUGCGACUCAUGAAGAAUAACACCUGGUCCUUCGUGUUUGGAGAAAUCUCUGACCAAUCGCUAGGCAAUAAAGAUAAGCAUAAAAGCCAGGAGAGACAUGUGAGAAGUCGUACAGCAGAGAACCACUGUGAAAGUAAUGAAGGCAAUCAGUGUGGGGAAACGUUCAGCCAGAUUCCAAAUCUUACUGUGCUAAAAAGAAAUCCUCCACAAACAAAUCCUUUCGAAUGCUGUCAGUGUGGAAAAGCCUUCACGGAUCACUCAUCACAUAAACACCACACCAGAUGUCACACUGAAUGCAGUACCUGUCAGUGUAAGGAAUGUGGAAAAGCCUGCAAUUGUCUCACUCACCCACCCACUUGUAUGAGAACUCUUAGUGGAAAGAAACCCCAUAAAUGCAAGGUAUCUCAGAAGGACUUCAUUUCUCUCUCCACCCUUAAGAAUCCUGUGACAACACUCACUGGAGAGAAGCACUGUGAAUGUAACCAAUGUGGGAAAGAUUUCGGUAGUUGCUCAUCGUUUUUGACAUACAUGAGAGGUCAUAAUCAUGACAGUACAGAAUGUAAAACAUGUAGCCGUCCUUUAGCCCUCAUUUUACAUAGAAAAUCUCAUGACAGAAAUAAGCCUUAUGAAUCUAAGGAAUGUGGGAAAGCCUUUAGUGAAGCCUCAUCCCUCAUUCAACGUGUAAGAACUCACUGUGGAGAGAGGCCUUAUGAAUGUAAGAAAUGUGGGAAAGCCUGUAGUCGGGCCUCUGACCUCACUAAACAUGUAAGAGCUCACAGUGGAGAGAGACAUUAUGCAUGUAAGGAAUGUGGGAAAACCUUUAGUUGUUCCUCAGCCCUCACUACCCAUAUGCGAACUCACAGUGGAGAGAGGCCCUAUGAAUGCAAGGAAUGUGGGAAAGCAUUUAGUCAGUCAUCACACCUCACUACACAUAUGAAAACUCAUAAUGGGCAGAGGCCUUAUAAAUGUAAGGAGUGUGGGAAAGCCUUUACUUGUUCCUCAUCGCUCACUCAACAUCUAAGAACUCACAGUGGAGAGAGACCUUAUAAAUGUAAGGAAUGUGGAAAAGCCUUCAGUGGUUCCUCACACCUCACUCAACAUACAAGAACGCACAGUGGAGAAAGACCUUAUGAAUGUAAGGAAUGUGGGAAAGUCUUUCGUUAUUCCUCAGCCCUCGCCAAACAUAAAAGAAUUCACAGUGGAGUGAAACCUUAUGAAUGUAAGGAAUGUGGGAAAGCUUUCAGUUGUUCCUCAUCCCUCACUCUACAUACAAGAACUCACAGUGGAGAGAAGCCUUAUGAAUGUAAAGAAUGUGGGAAAGUCUUUAGGCAAGCCUCAAACCUCACUACACAUAGAAGAAUUCACAGUGGAGAAAGGCCUUAUGAAUGUAAAGAAUGUGGGAAAGCCUUCAGUCAGUCAUCACACCUCACUAUACAUAUAAAAACUCACAAUGGGCAGAGACCUUAUGAAUGUAAGGAAUGUGGGAAAGCCUUUAGCUGUUCCUCAUCCCUCACUCAACAUAUAAGAAUUCACAGUGGCGUGAAACCUUAUGAAUGUAAAGUGUGUGGGAAAACGUUUAGGUGUUCGUCACAUCUCAAUACACAUUUAAGAGCUCACAGUGGAGAGAGGCCUUAUGAAUGUGAGGAAUGUGGCAAAGUCUUUAGUUACUCAUCUGGAUUCGCUACGCAUAAAAGAACUCACAGUGGUGAGAUGCCUUAUGAAUGUAAAGAAUGUGGGAAAGUCUUUAGGCAAGUCUCAAACCUCACUAUACAUAUGCGAAUUCACACUGGAGAGAGGCCUUAUGAAUGUAAGGAAUGUGGGAAAACCUUUAAGUGUUCCUCACACCUUACUGCACAUAGAAGAACUCACAGAGGAGAGGCCUUAUGAAUGUAAGGAAUAUGGGAAAGCCUUUUUUUUUUUUUAGUCGUUCUGCAUACCUUAAUUCACAUAUGAUACCUCAAAAGGGAGAGAUUAUUCUAUGUCAGAAGUGGGAUAUUUCAUCCUUACUGCUGUAAUUUCAAAGAGCAAGUUU
Loxodonta africana (African savanna elephant) is the source of this 2408-nucleotide messenger RNA. RefSeq names its product zinc finger protein 883-like. Gene Ontology annotation, cellular component: nucleus. Gene Ontology annotation, molecular function: RNA polymerase II cis-regulatory region sequence-specific DNA binding; DNA-binding transcription factor activity, RNA polymerase II-specific. The record is from RefSeq and is a predicted model, not a curated record. The transcript is spliced from 4 exons. Bases 197 to 2263 code for a protein of 688 amino acids. Gene Ontology annotation, biological process: regulation of transcription by RNA polymerase II. Lineage: Eukaryota; Metazoa; Chordata; Mammalia; Proboscidea; Elephantidae.